This is a messenger RNA of Zootermopsis nevadensis, 14455 nucleotides long. RefSeq names its product Supervillin. Gene Ontology annotation, cellular component: actin cytoskeleton; cytoplasm. Gene Ontology annotation, biological process: cytoskeleton organization; actin polymerization or depolymerization; barbed-end actin filament capping. The record is from RefSeq and is a predicted model, not a curated record. Lineage: Eukaryota; Metazoa; Arthropoda; Insecta; Blattodea; Termopsidae. Gene Ontology annotation, molecular function: actin filament binding; phosphatidylinositol-4,5-bisphosphate binding.
CAAAAACAACAAAAACGAGAGUUCCACCUCUUUCGGUUUCCACAAUGUGUCCAGCAGACUCAAUGAGCUCUCUGAGUGGAAAUUCUGAUAUAUCUAGUCCCAUGCAAAUGAGUUCGUCCUGCAAGAAUUCACCAGAUGUUCUCAUGCAUGAAGGUUGCGAGUCCUCCGGUGGCAAGGAUAGUUUAAAAAGGAAAGAGAGUUCGGGAAAUUACCGCCCCCUCUCUAUGGUUCUCGAGAAAUCAGAGACUCCUGAUCAACCGCAUCAACAAGAACCUAUAGAAGAGGUUUCUUUCCAGAAAGUGGUUGAGAAUGAACAGCAGCAGCUGCAGUCUUUGUCCAGUUCAGUAAAAGCAGUUCCACCAUUGCCACCUGCUCGCAGAUAUUCGCGCCAGAGUUCCACGUCUAGUGUUGAAGCAGUUGACUGGGUGUCGGAAGACGUUGGAACAUCAGAAGAAGGUCACAAAAAGAAAAGGAAGUCUAGCAAUCUGGAAGAUGCUCUCACCGAAUUAGAAGCCAUUUACAAGAGCCUUAAUUUGGGGGAUAAGGAUCUUCUUGACCGUGCUGAAAGAAGAGACCUGCCGGUUGCACAUCAGAAACUGAGCGAUGGCACGUCACUGGUCGCCCAAACGCUGUCAUCAUCUUGGGGGACAUCUCGUGGAGCAGAGUCGGACUCUGGUUACAAUUUAAGUUGGGGAUCAUCGUCUUUUGAAUCUGUUUGCGGUAACGGAGAUUCUUCGAGGAAACGUGCACCGUCUAUACGGCGAUCCGGCAUCCCAGAUAAAGUAACUGAUGACAUGGCAUAUCGUCGUCUUAAUUCUAAAGACCGGCCUGGUUCUCAAGACAUUCGAAAUGUUGUGUCUCAAUCAGGUAGUUAUCUUUUUACGUCUCCAACCACAGCAGCUGCUGAAAUAUAUACAGAGGAUCUCCCUCAGAAAUCUCUGUAUUCUUCACCAAAUCAGGAACCUGAUGUCGCAUUAGAUGACGUUGUUUUCAGAAAUAUUCGACAUGCUAACAACACACUUAAAGUUCUCGAUCCACAACCACCAUUCGGAAUACCAAUUGGACCUAUUGCACCUGCAUCGAAUAGCGACUAUCUUCAUGUGAUACCCACAGACACUUACCGUUCAAUGUUCAAACCCAGGAGGGUGCCAGAUGUUGUGAAGGAUGAUUUGGCAUUUCGUAAUCUGAGAAAGGACUCUCAGAAGGAACCUUUUAAUAUGCCUAUGAUGACUGAUGACAGUGGCAUUCUGAAUAGUACCUUAGUCCGUAGUACUCAUUCCAAGAACGACAAUUUCUCUAUGAGGAAGAGAAGAGCCGUGAGGUCUCUUUCUGCUAACAUACAGAGUCUUGUCAACAGAGAAUCCUUGGCGCUGUCUUCCAGAGAUAUUGAUCAGGAUUUUGAGAAAGCUCAGAGUUUGUCUGAUCUCCCUGACGCUUUGCAAGUAGCACAGAGAAUUCUGGAAGGGAAGGAAGUGAUCGGUGGUGGUUCUGUUAAACUUCGCAACCUAACAGCAGGAUUAUCAAACGAACGUCCGGUUGAUCAAGAGGGCGAUACAUUACCAGUGACUCAAGGUUCUCGACGAUAUUGCCCUUCGCCCGGAAGUAGCUGGAUUGAACGCGCUAACCUCGCAGACUGUGGCGAUAAAUUAUCUUUUUUUGCGAGCACAAGUACAGAAACACUUACUGACAGUCGGGCCAAUCUCUUACAACAGGAUCCGGGAACAAACAAACGGAAUAGUUGGCAGCAAAGACUGAGGGUUUUUAUUCCAUCAAAUAUGAUCUUUGGUAGCAACGAAGACACAAGUGUAUCGGGCGAUGUAACUUCCUUACAGAGACCACCACCGCCGCGAACUCCCGAAAGAAACUCGAGUCGUUUAUUAUCAGAGCAAAAUAAAGCAGAUAUUCAUCAGAGACCUCCUCCUCCCCCUACGCCUGAAAGAAGUUCGUCACGGCGCUCGUCAUUAGAUCAGAAUAAACUUCUGUCCGCUCUUGUUCAAUUGCCAUCAUCUCUAACCCCUGACAGAGAAAGUCCUCGGCAGCCACAAGAUAACAGCAGGCCCCAUGCGUCUAGAUCAAUACCUCAAACAGCUGAAGAUGAAACAGUGAGUUCGGCUUCGGUUCAAGAUAAACGUUCAGCUCGGGACUCACUUAGCCUGAGGCCUGGAACAUCAUCAUCUCCAAAUGACUCGUCAUUGCCCAUACCAGAAGCUGUUCCAGGAUCUCCUAUAGAUGAGCGACAACUUGAAGAGCUUCUCACUGCUUUGGCUCGAGAAGCCAAGGCUACUAGUGAAAAACUGGGACGUGAGCUGGAGGUACUUCAGAGAAAUACUGCCCCAGCUCUGCAAGAGUCUGACACCUUGGAACAAAUAAUACAAGAGAAACCUAAGCAUCAGUUCGCUGAGGAUCAGAAGCCUCGACUUGGAAAGAAAGUAUCAGAACCACUUGAAGAAAACUUUCAACUCCAAGAACAAAAGUCACAGGACGAAAGUAAAUACCACAAUCAAGACUCUGGCGACCAGAUGUUACAGCUGAAAUAUGAAGUACAAGACGACAAGCAACACAGUCAGGAGUCACGAGAACGUAGAGAAGGACAGCUAGAGGAAUUGAAACCUGCCGGAACAGAGAAGGGCGAUACAAUCUCGGAGGCAAGGGAUAAAGGAAGUGAAGAACCAACUUCAUUAUGCAAUGUCCAGACAGAGAAUUUAACUUCACGCAUUGAAAGUGUGACAUCCAAAGUAGUAACAGAGGAGGAACAUGUUCCAAAAGAGACUCUACAUAUAGAUGAAAACAAAUCGAAACAGAAAUCGUCUAACUUGAUUGAAAAUUCUAAAGCAACAGCUAAAGAAGAAGAAGAAUCACACAGUUCACGUUACAUUCUUGAUUCUAACCUAGAUAUUGAUAAAGAACUGCGUAUUUUUUAUGCAGAUUUGUCGAAGGAAUGUACGGGCCGCUGUGAUGAUUCAUGCAGAGCUGUGGAUGUAGAAUCAGGUAGCCACGACCAUCAGAAAAAGACUGACGAUGUUCAUGUAAUAUUGACGGAGCCACAAGAACAAAGUGAUAAAGUUAAUGAAAAUCGAGAAACCGAAAUCAGUGUUCAUUUGCCAGGAACGUUUCCGACAUCUGUCGAAGAACCUGUUAUCGAAACCACUGGAUAUAAGGAACAGACGUUGCCAUGUGCAGAAUUCGACUGUAUCAGUCAGUCUUUGUCUCAGGGGUCAACAAAUGUUGCAGCUAACAGUAAUGUUGAAGGUUCAGGUGAAAGUGUUGCAGAAGACUUUGAUAAUUCUGCUGGUUAUCAAGUGUCGAAGAGUUGCGUUGAAGGCGAGGAGCUGGGAGCAUCGACACCGCCUUCUGCAACAGCCGGAUCAUCAGGAAGAACUGGCAGUACUGGUGUGCCAAGUGGCAGUGGGAGAGUCAGCAGCAUCGACGUUUUGAGCGGUAGACGUUUUGUGGGUGUGGGGCCAUGCCACGACGACCUACGCCACCAGUCCAGGACAACAGUUCAUCCGUUAACGAGCAGUGGACACUUCACAGCCAUGCAGAGUGACCUGUGGUCGUCGUCGUCGUCGUCGACAUCGAAGGUCCUUCCUCCUGACGACUUGGCAACGUGUGGUUCGUCUGAUGGCGGUGUGGAAACACAUCAACGCGCUGAACGGAUGGCGCAAUACAAAGAGGAACGUCGGCGACAGUUGGCUUCUCAGUACGGUUCUCGGGACGAUUCUGGAAGUGCGUCGAUCACCCCACAGCGUCGCUUCAUUACUCGCAACACGGCCACAACGCCGGUGAGGAAUGGAGAUGACCGAAGUGGAAGCAGCAGCAACACGGACCAUCCGCCACCAUCCAGUAUGCAGAGGGUACGCACCACCAGGACCUCCCGACUGCGGGCUGCAGUCACGUCUCCUUCAGAAAAUAAUGCACAAAAUGGUAAGGACGCUUCAGGAAUUCUAAUUCGAAAUGGUAAGAACACAGGAUCAACAUCUCCUCGUAGUGCUGCUGGCAAGGACUCCAAGGACGUUCUCCAGUCUGUAACGCGCUCUAUGAGCGGCAAAGACUUAAGUAAGGAUUCUUCAGGACUCUCUCCUAGAAAGGACAAUAGUUUGUCCUUAGCACGCUCCCAGAGUGGCAAGGAUCUCCUCAGAGAUUCGACAGAAUCACCACUUAGAUCAAGAGACGGUCGAGAAGCUGCAACGAGGUUAACUUUGUCACGAUCUCAUAGCGGAAAGGAACUAAUCAGAGACUUGAGUUUGUCACCCAGAUCUCAUAGUUCCAAGGACUCGGGGACAGUUCUAUCUCGCUCUCAGAGUGGCAAGGAACUUGUUUCGUCGGGUCUUUCACUUGCACAUCAGACUGGGAGAGUAGUGUCCGGAUCAUCGUUACGAUCCGUCCCUGCGAGGGAUCCGAAUGAUGGAGGAAGCCUUUCUCGUUCCCUGCUGAGUUCCUCCAGGACUCGUCGGGUUGGAGUAGCCGACAGACGAGGGGUGACUCCCAGCACUGGUACGACAGGAUCGUCGGAUAAAGAGAAGAGCCCAUCGGAAGUUGUGGCCUCGCCCUGCUUCCCGAGGCGAGAGAAGGACAAGAGUUCGAAACGCAAGUCGAAUCUGAACCGGUCCCUCGCCGCUGAGGAGGUCGUGUGCAAUGACAGUGCGUUGCUGGGAGACUGUAGUAGCGCCAUUCCUCGACGGCGCCGACGUAUUGACCAUCCUUGCGAUGUUGGUGUUAUUUCCUUGAAUAGUUUAGAUACAGGGUUGCACCAGAAAUCUUCUUUAGAACCUGCUGUUAUGUCCCCGUCAAGUGUAAGCCCUAUACGUUCCACAAAGUCUGAGGAACUUCCUCGUCGGUCUUCCCCUUUCAAGACUGUAUCGAAAGUGUCGUCAGAUUAUAGCAGUCACUUUCUUCGUCCAACUCCCAGGCCUGCACCUGAUUCAGUUUCUUCCUCACGAUCCUCUGGCGAUGAACAUCGACAAUCUCCCCCUAGUCGAGCUAUACUUCGACUCACUCCCGAUUCUGGCACUCAUUUCCUGCAGGCCAGGAGAGGUGCAAGCUCUGGAAUUGCAGCGAGUAAAGAACAGGUUUCUGCACGAUUUGAAACCACUAAAACUCCCUUGGCAUCUGUUGCUUUCGCUGGCAGGAACAAGAUUGGGGAUUCACCAUCCAAGCUCAGAGGAAAUGCUGCAAUGAGUGCAUACAAUGGUGGCAGUGGCGUCGAGCCAGAUGGAAGAUCAGACCGAGUGUCUCAGAAGGUGGAUAAAUUGAUGGCCCUCACAUUAGAGACGGUGGCACGUCUUGACAAACUAACCUGUAUGUCCCCAACUUCUUCGAAAAUGUGUGGUGUUAGGGAUAAUGUGGGCAUUAGUACAGACCAAAUGUGUAGAGAUACUUAUGCUCAGCAUGAAAGUGGCCUUGGAGAAUGUUCUCCCACAUCCAGUAAAAUUACCAAUCACAAGACUUUCAGCAAGAUUGAUAUUUAUCAUAAUGCAGAUUUUUUGGUAAAAGAUACGAAGACCCCGAAUACUAAGGGUGAUAGUUUCAGUCAAUUAGGUGAGCCCCAUUUACCUUACAGCAACGUGAAUUCCUCAAAUUCGUCUCAGUUGGAGAAUGGUUCUGGUGAAGAGUGUACAAGACCAUGGAUCGGCUCUCCUAGUAAGCAGCCGUCAUCAAUACUGAAGAAAAAAUCAGUUGAUGAGUCAUACCCAUUGAUAAUUUCUUCAGGUGUUUCUCAGCAGAUGCCAGUUUCGAUCUUGAAACGUAAAACUUCACAGGACGAAGCCGGGGCGGUAAGUGCAGGAAACUCUACACCCCCACCUCCUGUAACAUUCUCUCCAUCAGUUCUUGAACAGACGGGAAGUAGCAGUAAACGUCAGGGUAUCCUCAAGAAGAGAAGCAGUCUUGAUGAAUCUGAAGUGCUACGGAGGAGAAGUUGCUCCCCAGAUAUGGUACGAUGGGAUUCUGGAUCAUCAGAAUUUCGUCCAAUCCUAAAGAAUCAACGAAGAUCUUCUAUGGAAGAAUUAGUUCGAAGAACUCAGUCACCUGACCCACAACCACAGUCAAUUUUGAAAAGAAGAACAAGCCGUGAUGAUGAAGUUGAGGAACGGACCUCCGGUUCACCUGAACCUCAGGGAAUUCUGAAACGAAAAUCUGCUCCAAGUAGCAACAGCAGCAGUAGCAGUACGUCUCCACAUGUUUCCAUAGCUGCAUCUGUUAUCAUGAAUGUGGCAGGACUGGAUGUAGGAACUGAUGUUUCACCACUUGACGCCACCCUGGAACAUGUGCGUCCUAUACUUAAGAAGAAAAGUAGCUCUGAAGAUAACGCGACGGCCGAUUCAUCAUCAACCGAGGCACCAAAACCAAUACUGAAGAAGAAACCAAGUUCAGAGUUUGAUGAUCUGGAAGAAAGACCGAUGAAACCAAUUCUGAAAUCUUCCAGAAAAUCAUCCCAAGAAGAACAAACAAACUUGGAAACCGCAUUACUAGAUUCUCCUGUGAAGUGUGUCAUCCUGAGAAGUCGCAGUGCUGGAGGUUCUGAUUCAGCUUCUGGUUCUGAAUGUGAAGCAGUGAAACCCAUUCUGAAGCAGCCAGGCAGCGACAGAUCCUCAAGCGAGAGAUCGGCAUCUCCCAGGCAUAGAUUGUCAUUCUGCAAUGAUAAGGGGCAGCAGGUAAUCAAAGCAGAAAGAUGCGAUUUUGUGGGACCUGGAAUAGGAAAUGACGAAUCCAGAAGUGGUAGCCCCAAAAAGGAAGAAGUUGUGCUUAAAAGGAGGUUAAAGUAUUCUUCUGUAACAAAAUCAGAUUCUCCAUCAUCCAUGGAUAAUGAGCUGAGUGCCAUCUUAAAUAAGAGACGAUCUUUUGAAGUUACUACAGAAAUGGCUUCUGAAUUCACUCAGCUGAGACAGUCACCAGUCUUGAUGGAGACAGCAUGCAGUCAGCCACGCCCAGUAUCUGUGGCUGAGCGAAUUUUGAAUAUGGAGAGCUUCUUGGGUCAGGAAAACAGCAGUGGCAGACAAACUGGAGCUGUACCCAAGAGACCUGGUUCAUUGAGAGCUACAAGAGACAGGGAGAGGUUUCAUACUCAGCCCAUCACUCUGCAUGAGCUCAAAGCAUCAACAGGGCUUGAGUCUGUUCGCGCUUUCCAGAAAGAUAUUCUAGGCAAGAAGCAAGAUAGCGGUGUGGCGCAGAAGGACCCACAUUCGUCAAUCGCCGUCGAUGUGUCUGCAGAAACACCAUUAGAGGUUUCAACACUCCAGUCCCAUAGCCUUUCUGAAGUUGUGCAUGGUAAGAAUGAUCUUGGCGACUGUGUGAACUUUACUUCACCUCCCCGGACACCAAAGAUGGAUCUGAGGGCUCAUAAUUCGCCUCGUAAAUCAUUGUCUCGUGAUUCGACCACGAAGAACGACGAGGCUGGGUGUCAGGAAGAUGACGGUCCAAAGGAAACUGGCUUUGUUGAAGAUUCUGACUGUUUGCAUCAACUGAGUAAGAGUAACAGUGUAGUUGCAAGGGUGUCGAUGUUUGCACAGCUGGAAGAAGAUAUGAAGAGAGCUGCUAAAGAAGCGAAAUCUAAGAAGUUGUCCAAGAGGUCAAAUAGGAGUGCGGCACGUCGAGAGGAUUUGCCGCAGACUGGUAACAGGUUCGCCACCCAGCCUGUUACCAUGGGAGAGGUCCAGGAGGCUGUGAGGUGUGCCAUCAAUCGUGACAUAGACUCCGCCCUGACAGCUUCGGAAGGUAAACAGAAGCCCGAUGACGAUGAUGAACCAUCCCAGUUGAGUUUGGCGGAUCGAGUUAGGCUGUUCAACCAGAAGAUCCAAGACGAUUCGAGAACACCGGGUGUAGAGAAACUGCCACCCCCAACGAGGAAGCGACAGGUCCAGACCUCACGCUUCAAGACACAACCUGUCACUACGGAAGAAGUUGAAACUGCUGCACGGAGGAUUUCGCCUUUAGCGGCCAGCCUUGCCAAACCCCCGGACCCAAAAGUUCUAGGCGGAAUGUCAGCAAGAGCUGCUCGAGAGAAGAUGUAUGAGCACGCAUCUGUGAUAUUGGCUAAGUCGAGUUCAUCAUCUCUGCUGUAUCAUGAAAAGAGCCUCGGCGUUGACAGUACGGCUCACAAGAGCGGACAAAUUGAACUGGACUUGAAACCUAAAGGCAUAUUGAAGAACUACAGAAGCUGCGAGUCCCACACCAGAUCGCCAUCUCAGACCGAAGUUUCCGCUUCAUCAGACGUGGAGACUGAAUCAGAAAGCGAAGUAAGAGGGAUUCUAAAGGCUAGUGGUACACCAAUUGCUUCAGCAGCAGGAACACCUGAAUUGGAAAGCUUUCGUCACUUAAAGAGCGUUCUCAAGAAGGAAACGGCAAGUGGUGUGUGUGAAAACCGGGCUUCCGAUGAUCUUGUGGUCUCGGCCGCUAAUGAUCAUCUCCGUUCAAUUCUCAAGCCUGAAUCAACAGAAUGGGAAGAAUUUUCUUCCUCCAGUAACUCAGAUUCAUCAUCUGAAAGCGAUACACGAGCCCGUCCUCACUCGGCUCCUCCCAGGAGCACGCUUGACCUCGUGAGUAUUCUCCAUGGAGUUGAAGCUAACGCGCGAAAGCAGCGCCAGGCCCUGAUAUCGUCUCCAAACAACAAGCCUUCACGUCCCAGUAGUAAUGAUGAGAAGGUUAUGAAUCGUAGAAAUCUAAAAAAUGAAAAGGAGAAUCACCAGGGAAGAAAGGAGACUACUUAUCCAGAAAAGAGAAAACUGGGUGAUAAUUAUAGCCCUUUGAGAAAAGAUAUAAAAUUGGGUGAUGAACAAUGUGACGCUAAGAAGCAGGCAGAUCUUCCCUUGGACCACAAAUCACUUAUCAACCAGAGGAAGUUGGAGUCCAAACUCCUGGUGGAAGAAUUAAGUAGGAAGGGGUUUCAGGCACAACAUGUUCAGAUGGGUAGGAAGAAUGAAACGUUCAGCACAUCAAAAGUUGUAGAAUCCCACAUUAUCGAUCACAAAUCUCUCGUCAGCCAGAAGAAGUUAGAGUCAAAGAUACUUGUGGAUGAGUUUGCCGAUGGCAGGAAUAGUGUUGAGGAGCGUUUGCAACUGAAGAAAACUCAGCUUACUGCGGAAGAGGAGGAGGCGGCUCAGUACGAGAGACAGUUGCAUCGCCAAAUAGAGGAACUGCAGCGGUUGUCUGCAUCACCGACGCCACCGACAUCAGAUGGCGAAACAUCGUCUUCAGGUGGACGUGAGGUUCGACGUAUCAUCAGAAAUGAGGCGGUAGCUCGUAGAAGACAGGCGGCACUGGCAAAGCAGCAAAGAGCAGCCAGCAGUAAUAGGUCAGACUUGUCAAAUCAGCAGCAGCUGCUGUUGAAGAAGAGUCGAAGUCACUCGUCCGUUUCGUCCAGCAACGACAACCAGCAGGCUUCCAGUAAGUUCCUGCAGCCCUCCACAGAGGAGACGAGAUCCCAUGCCUUUGUGGGAGAGGAUGAAGGGUUCGUGAGAGGUGGGAUACGUCGCAGUUUUACGCAGCCACUCACCGAACAGGAACUUCGCGACGCUGAUGAGAAAGAAGUGAUGAGUGGCACUAGUAUCGCAGAAAGAUUAGCUGCACUCCAGAAGAGUGGUCAUACAGACUGGAGAAAGCGUGUAUCAAAGCUCAGCGCAGAAGAUGACCUUACAAUCAUAUGCAGCACUACUCAAAUAAACCACCACCAUCUUGUCAACCAUGAGAUCCAAAUCACAGCAGAGGAUGAGAAGGCGGUGGAGAUAACUGAGGAAACACCGGGUGGCGGGAGUAUCCUCGCGGAUCGGCUCGGCAAACUUGAUGCUGCGACUCAGGGAUGGAAGAAGCGCGUGGGUCCUACCGAUGCCGUCCAGUUUUCGGUGGCUGGCCGCAUGAUGAUGGAGCACACAAAGAGUUCAGCGCCGACCUGCGCCGCCGACGUUGCGCUCACACCAGUUGUGCCUCCUUCACCACCGUCACAACUUUUGGGACAUUCGUCCGCCGACAGGAAACGGAGGACGCCUCGAGCGGAACGGUUCAAAAGCAAAGCUGUAUUACACAAGGAAGUCUCAUCAACUCCUUCGUCUCCUCAAAAAGAAAUGCUGGUCCUUUUCAAGCGCAGCGUAUCUGCCCCAGGAGGAAAAGAUGAAACAGAUCAGGAUGGUUCACUGUGUCGUCCCAAGGUGGUCGUCCCCCGGUUAGAUGAUGAGACAUUUACAUCAUUUUUCAGCAAUAAUAUCUCCUUGACAUCAAAGCCUCAAAGUUCAGAACAACUGGACAUUUGUGUCGAGGACUUGGACCAAGUUGUCAGCCAUUCCAGAAAAUUGUUGGUACAAAAGCGUACUGUUAGAUUUCAGCGUAAGGUCACGUCAUCCCGCAAUCCCAUCAAGGCAUUGGCAGCGCGCACAGAUUUGCGGGAUGAAUAUGUUGAAGUGCGGUCAGGAGUUGCAGAUAAAGAACUCAAGAGGCUGAAUAUUGAGAAAUUGGCAAAGAACUCGCCUCUUGCAGUGGAGGCACUAGCUGGCCUGGCAAGCAAAGAAGACUUCACAGCUGUCUCACUUAAGAAGGCUUCUUCACCGUCAAAUGGUAACAUGUUGCCAUACAAAGACUUGAUGCUACUGCAAGUGAAGGGCCGCCGACAUGUGCAGACAAGACUGGUUGAGCCAAUAGCAAGCAGUAUUAACAGUGGGGAUAGCUAUGUGCUUGUCACUCCCACAGAGGUGUAUAACUAUAUUGGUCGAUAUUCCAAUGUGAUUGAACGUUCUCGUGGUGCAGAAGUGGCCUUGAACAUUCAGCAGAAGAAGGAUUUGGGUUGCUUAAGUUCUCGACAAGUGCUUACUGUCUCAGAGGAGAAGGUGACUUGUUCUAGCUCACAAGUUGAGAACUUAUGGAAGCUGCUGGAUGGAACCGGUUCAGUCUCAGGGGCAGGUCAUCCUGAUGAAGAUGAGUUGUAUGAAUCAGCCAUCAUUGCCACCAACAUGGUGUAUGAAGUCCAGGAUGAUGAACUUGUUCCAGUAACUGAAUACUGGGGGACUAUACCGAAAAUAGAGAUGCUGGAUCCUAAUAAGAUCUUGGUGUUUGACUUUGGUUCAGAGUUAUAUGUGUGGAACGGAAAGAACGCACCUCUAGACAGACGUCGAGUGGCAGCGGGUCUGGCCCAGGAACUCUGGAAUCAGGGUUAUGACUAUUCUGAGUGUGAUGUAUGCCCUCUCACAACUGCUGCUAUACUUGGAAGGCGUGAUGAGCCUAAAGUCAGUAGUAAAGGGACAUCCCGUCCAGACUGGGCUCUUCUUGCCAAGGUAACACAGCACAUGGAGACAGUGCUCUUCAGGGAGAAGUUCCUUGACUGGCCUGACUUCUCACGUGUAAUAAGAACCAAGAGCGGAGAUGAUGAGGAAAAGCAAGUGGAUGCAAGCAUUGACAUCAAGCCAUGUGAUGUGAAACACAUGUUAACACCCAACACUGGUGAUCCUGACCUGGAACUGGAAGGAAGUCAUGUUGGCCGUGGCUCCCAUUAUUAUGACAGUGAGACUCAUCGUCAUUAUGAAAUCACAACACUGGGUGUUUCUGUUUGGCACAUUCUUGAGUAUGAACACACACAGCUCCCAGAGUCGUCUGUAGGACAGUUUCACAGUGGGGACAGUUAUGUGGUGCGCUGGCUUUAUACCAUUACUGUCACAGGGCGAGAGUUAAGUGGACAGCCAUCGCGUCACUCAAUGUUGGGCCGGGAUCGGUGUGCUUACUUCUGCUGGCAGGGCAAAGAAGCCUCCCUGAAUGAGCAGGGUGCAGCUGCUCUUUUGACUGUGGAGCUGGACCGGGAGAGAGGACCUCAGGUGCGAGUUGUUGAAGGCGUGGAGCCCCCAGCAUUCCUUGCUCUAUUUAAGGGAAACAUGGUUGUACAUUCAGGCAGGAGAGAAGAUGGAGGAGGGGACUCUCAAGAAAUUGAGGGCACUUGGCGGCUCUACAUUAGCCGAGGGGAGCUGCUACAAGAAGGUAUUCUAGUUGAGGUACCCUGUUCUGUUCGCCAGCUGCGCAGUAGAGCAUCAUUAGUCUUGCUGAAUACUGCUACUGGUACCAUAUUUGUUUGGCAUGGUGCAAAGUCUCAACCCCACUCUUGCAAGAUUGCUUUGGCAGCAGCAAAACAGCUUAAGACUUCCAGGCCAGCAGAAGUUGGAUUUUCAUCUGAUAUUGAUAUUGAUAUUCAAGAACUAUGUGAGGGUUCAGAGACAAACUCAUUUUUUCGAGCUUUGGGUGGAGCCAGUCGACAUCUCUAUGUCUCUCUAAUGGAUAAUCCCAAGACAUUCAACAAAACUCCUCGCCUGUUUCAUCUAAGCAGUAUGUCAGGCACAUUCUGCUGUACAGAAGUUUUAGGUCCAUACCGCAGUUCAGAAACUGUUACUUCUUUCCCAUUUCUUCAGUCAGAUUUAUAUUCUGCCAGCCAACCAGCUCUGUUCCUGCUGGACAAUAGUGCAGGAAAUGAACUGUGGCUGUGGCAAGGCUGGUGGCCUGACCACCAAGGGGAGGAAACUGAAGGCUGUGAUGCAAGGGGCUCGGGUGCAGUGCGAUGGCAAGCUGAACGACGCGCUGCUAUGCAGACUGCUCUGGACUACUGGCAGCCACAGCAUGAAAACAGGGACACUCCAGUUGCUUACUUGGUGUGGGCAGGACUUGAGCCACUUCAGUUUACCAACUUGUUUCCUAUCUGGACAGAUAGGGAUGACAUAGCAGAACUUAAUAUAAGGGAUGGACGGAAACCUGGGGAAGUUUUGAAAGUAGAGGAGGAGCUGGCUAGACUGACUCGUUCCACAUAUCCUGUGGCGCAGUUGCUGCAGAGACCCCUACCAGAUGGAGUGGAUCCAACUCGUCUGGAACUGUAUCUGGACCCACAGCAUUUUCAGGAACUGCUUGGAAUAUCUAAGGAAGAGUUCUUGGAUCUGCCUACAUGGAAACAAACCAAGAUCAAGAAGGAAGUGGGUCUGUUCUGAUCAUUGGCCUACAAUCUUGUAAGAUAAUAAAAUAUGUAAAUGUGGCAGUCACAAGCCAUUGACAGAGAUUGUAUCUCUCCUUGAGUAAGCCACAUAAUUUACAGGGAUGAUGUGGAAAAUAUUACUUUCAUUCACCAUGCAAAUGACAACCAUAGAGCUUAAUUUUAUUACAUGAAUUUUGAUACAUACAUUUACAAAUAAAAAUUGAAGAUAUUUCAUGUAUAUGUAGACAAUUAUGAACCUUCAAAUGCUUGUAUAUUUGUUAAUUGUUCACUGAAUGUGCCCAUUUUAACCAACAUUAUCAUAAAUACUGGCUGUGGAUGGCAUUUUACUGGGAGAGGACAAUAUGUAUUGUUUGUAAUAACUGUUUCAUCAUCUUUUGCACCUUGAAAGUCUUAAAGUUUUGUUAUUCACAUUGGAAUAUGAUGGCCUCAUAGUGACUUUCAAGAUAAUGAUCUGUGUCUAAAUUGGUUGACUUAUUCUCCACGACCUUGCUCAAUGGCACAGAAGACUCACUUGAAACUGUACCAGCCAUGCAGUAACCUGUGAGUUGGGGUAGUCAAAUUUUCUCAUGUCACAGCAAUUACAGCUGGGUUGAUCAUUGCAUGUUUUCUUUGUUCCUAUACAGAUGAGUGAGGAGGUGUGUGAAUAUUGUAUAAAGUACAGAAUGUGUCUCUGGUGCAAGUAGUAGCACUGUGUCUCAAGUAAUCCAGCAAUGAUGUGGUGAUAACAGGCUGCUGAUAUUGUAUUUGUGUGUGUGUGUGUGUGUGUGUUCAUGCGUGUGCGCUUGCGUGCGUAUGAAAGAGGCAAUGAACUCUGUGCCACAUCAGUAAAGCAUUUUGGUGUUUAAGGUUGAUUCUUAUUCCUGUGCCUUUAACACAAAAUUAUGGUUUUACUUUGUAAGAAUAAAAAAUGACGGGAACCAAUUGGCAUUGGUAACUGUAAAGCUUCUAGUCCCUUAUCUUGACUUCUCUUUUUAAACAGCGGUAUUCUAAUUCCAUUAAUUAUGUGCAAGAAUAUGAAUUUUAAGAAGUGUGAUUAUUGCCAAUGUUGCCUUAUGAAAAUAUGCUUCCUUUUGCUGUAUAUCCUGGAUUUUCAACUACUUCAUGUAUAUAAUGACCUAUGUGUAUGAUAAGCCAGUUUAGUUAACAAUGCAAGUAUGUAUUUGAGGAAUUGAUUUGUGCCAAAUUGUAACAUACUUUCAUUUUAUAAUUAUAUUAUCAAAAGAAACUGGAACAUUUACAUUUAAUGCCUUAAAAGAUGUACAUUUUCAAUAUGGCAUGGUGACUUACAGGCAAGGAUGAAACUAGAUACUGUUGCUCUUUUGACUUUUGUCGGUCAGGAGUUGCACUACAGUGCCACUAUUAUAUCAAGAAGCUGUGAAUAUUAACAAUUACAGAUUUUUUUGGCAGAACUGUGACAUUCAUUCUUAUUUUUUGUACAUAACAUUUUCAUUUGUACAACUAAUAUAAUAUUUAAGUUAUGCUUAAUAAGUUAAUAAAAUGUAAUUUACA